Musa acuminata AAA Group (dessert banana) is the source of this 1079-nucleotide messenger RNA. RefSeq lists its product as uncharacterized. The record is from RefSeq and is a predicted model, not a curated record. The coding region runs from base 144 to 821 and encodes 225 amino acids. Lineage: Eukaryota; Viridiplantae; Streptophyta; Magnoliopsida; Zingiberales; Musaceae. The transcript has 6 exons.
AGGUAUCGCGAUAAGGCCACGCCAAGUCCCCGUUUGUUUUCUAGGGCUUUUGGGCGGUCUCUCUCGAUCGUGCGGUUUUCGCCGGAAACCGGUGGCGGUGACGUCGGUGGGCUAGGGUUUCUCUUCGCUGGCAAUCGCGAACCAUGGCAGGAAAGGAAGUGCGAGAGUACACCAACCUCAGCGACCCCAAAGAUCGAAAAUGGGGGAAAGGGAAGGACAAGAUCGACGACGAGGACAUCACGUUCCAACGGAUGGUAGCAAAGAUGCAGGAAGUUGCCGGUGAACGUGGAGGCUACCUUCAUGGGCGAGGCGCUUUGGACAGUGAUGACUUGCUGUAUCUAAAGGAACAGAUGGAAGCUGAGGAAGAUGCUGAGCGUCUUCUACGGCGCACUGAGAAACAAGCUUUUGCUGCAUUUAAGAAAGCUGCAAGUCUGGUUGAUUCCUCACCUGCACCUUUGCCGUUGCCGCUUCGGGUUGAACCGAAGCCCAAGAGUGGCAUAAGGCAGCAAGAUCUCUUGAAAAACAUUAUUGGAAUCAAACCUAAGCGGCAGAAAGUUUCAAGUCCUAGUUCACUGCAAUCUGAACGACCGACUGUCUCAUCAACUGGAGACCGUGAGGGACAUCUGGGGAAGAAUAUCUCUCAUUCAACGCCAUCCAAAACCCAGAAAAAUGCAUGUCUGGCGGCUAAUGUUGCAAUGCAGGAGCAGCCGGUGCGUGAAGAUACUUCCAUGAAAACUAAUGGCGGCGAGGCCAAUCGAAAACCAGAAGAUACUGUUAAAAGUUUGCUAGGACUGGCUUAUGAAAGUUCUGAUAACGAAUGACCAGAGGAAAAUAUACAACCAUAGCAUCCUCGGGAAUUUUCUCUUCUAUUUUGUUUUCACUACAAACCUAGUCGUUGUAGGCCUGUCUUGUUAAUUUUCUAAUGUGAGCAAACCUGUUGGUAGAAGAUACAACUCUUCUGCUAUUUUUACCCAAACCACAUUCCACAAUACAUCAACAUGCAAUUCGGUUAAAUGUUCGAUAUCUGAAGGAGCAAUUUUUAUGCUACAAACUGGACGUUGUUUGACUUGCGAACAUUA